UUUAUUCAUUGAAAAAAAACAUUAAUAUGCAUUAACGAUUUUCUAUCGUAAACUUUUGACUUUUCUCUGUGAGUACGAGGGUGAAUAUGUUUUUAAAAAUAAUUGGAACAAUUUAAUAUGAUUUUCAAUAGGUAAAAAGGAUGCUCUAGAAGCAAAGAUCGCAAAAAAAGAGCUUCAAUAAUCCCUGAUGAACAAUUGCGUACAGAAUCGGAAAAUGAGACGAAAAUGCAGAAGAAAUUGGAGAAGUACUUGAGUUUGGUUGUCACUAAACUGGACGAUAACUCUAAUCCUGAUAAUGUCUUAAAGACUACAGAAAAAGUAUCAAAAGAAAAUUCUCAAGCGAGUUUAACAGAAGAUGAAAAAGAUAAAUUUUCUGAAUCAAAAGUGGUCGAAGCAGCUAAUUUUGAAGAGGAUGAAACAGAAGUCGAGGAAAACAAAUCAGCUGACACAGAAGUAAAAGACGUAGUAGCUCGUAGUGUACAGGAUGAAAAAAAAGUUGACAAAAAACAAACAUCUUGCAGUAAAUUAGACCAUGAUGCGAAUGAGAAAGUACCUGAAAGUCAGAAGGAAAAUGAAGCACGAUUAAAGAAAAAGCCAAAAACAUCUAAAGUAAAGAUUAUUAGUGACAUUAAAAUACCUUCACGCAAGGAAUUAGAAAGUCAGAGUAAAGAACUGGAAAAGAAAAGCAAGCAGAUUUUGUGGUUGGAGCAGAAAAUAAAAAAAUUGCGAAUAGAAAACCAAGAUUUAUUAAAAAAUAAUGCUCAGUUACUUGAAAAAAAUAGAUCACUAAAGAAGGAAGUAACGAAGUACGUAAGUUUAAACACAGAUUUGCAGAAGCAAGUAGUAGAGAAGAUGAAAGAAUUUCAUGGAUGCCGUUUCAAAUUGCAAAAUUCCUGGAGGACAUUGCAGUAUCAACGACAAUAACGUGAACAAUUAUUCAAUCGCAAGUUGGAAAUUCUGGAAUCGACAUCGAUCCCAAAAAGAAUUUUGUCUCUAUUGGACGAUAUCGCGAUUCUGACAAAGCGUAUCACAUAGGUCGAGAUACAUGGAUAAUGG
Molecule: messenger RNA, 1056 nt
Organism: Nasonia vitripennis (jewel wasp)
Lineage: Eukaryota; Metazoa; Arthropoda; Insecta; Hymenoptera; Pteromalidae
Product: DNA ligase 1-like
Exons: 6
Coding region: 226-924 (232 amino acids)
Source: RefSeq, a predicted model, not a curated record